Molecule: messenger RNA, 4278 nt
Organism: Trypanosoma brucei brucei TREU927
Lineage: Eukaryota; Euglenozoa; Kinetoplastea; Trypanosomatida; Trypanosomatidae
Exons: 1
Coding region: 1-4278 (1425 amino acids)
Source: RefSeq, a predicted model, not a curated record
AUGUUGACUAACAGUAAAAUGCAGCGGAAAAUAGGGAAGGGCCCUCGAAAACAGCGGCCGCGCCAACUCCCACAAUUCUCGAGUUCUUUCAAAGCACAGGUAACAUUUUCUUCGUCUGUAGCCGAACACCAGCAGUGCGUGUCCACACCAGUGGAGAAGGAGAAGGUGUGCAUGGGUAAUGGUUUUUUCUGUCGCAUCUUUGACGAAGCUUACGCUGGUGUGGAAAUUAACAAACGUCGGCCUCAGGAACGUCUCCCGUCUAUUGUGCGGAACGUGACCCGUCAGUGCUGGAGUAAUGGCUCACCCGAGAAGGCAACGUUCGCGAGACCCUCCCACAGUGAGACUCUGCAGCCUUCUCCAUAUGCAAAUCUAAAUCUGCGACCACCACCUCUGCACCAAACCAACAGCGUAGGAAUUUACCCGAGUCUCGCGAGCGAGCCUCCAGUCCCGAAUGAGACCCAUGCGCCUUGUGGUACCGAUUAUCAACGGAACGUGCGGCGUGGAAGCAGGAUUGUACGUGGUACUUUGUGCAAGAAUCACACCGCUUGUGUCGUGCGGGUAUUUGUAGUUGAUGGUGUCCUGUUACAUCGACUCUCUAAGCUCUCUGAUACCCUUAAUGGGACAGUGGUGGUAACUAAUCCUAAUUCACGCACAGACAGUGCGGCAGUUUCACCCACGCCUCAACGUGACCGUUGCAGUGGUGGCUGCGACCCCGGGAGCCCACUCCGCAAUAGUGGCGGUUUGCAAGAGGGAGAAGAACUGGCCUUUGGAAACUUGCCAGCUGAUUUUCCUCAGUUACUGGAACUCCAACUAAAGGAAAUCCUCCUUUCACCGGAAUCUACUACUCAUUGCAGCAGAGAGGGGAUUACACUAGCUUCUGCAGAGGCGAAUGGAACUGGCAUGAACUCUGUGGACACUUUAGUGAAGACCAAUAAGAGGAUUGGCGAAAUUGGGGGCGCGGAGUUCUUUGUAAGUCCCCAGGCAACUUCACGUCGGGUUGGCUUAGCGGUAACAAGAGAAAUGGCACAUGACGUGGUGGCCUCGCCACUUUCUGCGCUUUCGAUGAGAGUGUCAGACACUGCUAGUAAUAACAGUUGCGCGAACGUGCGAAACCAAAUGAGUGUGGGAGGUGGGAAGGAAUCAGUGAUAAGUGGCGCGAGGGGAUACAGCCCGGGGGGCAGUUUUUCCAGCCAACCGGGUCCGACCGUCCAAUACCAAGCGGGCGUAACCACGUCAGUCGACGGCGACAUUGGGGACUUUACUUUUUCCACUACAAUUCCCAACGAGAAAAGCGGACCCAAGGAAAGUGAUGGAUUGGACAGUAACAUACUGAGCGGUCAGAUGCCCAUUCUGGGUCUCUCGGUUUUUUCUCUUGGUGAAAUCAAAACUUCGGUGACCAAAGAAGAUGCAUGCCCACAAGGACCAACGGUGAAGGCCGAACCUGUUACUCGUUUUGGGAACAAGGCAUCCAAGGCUUUCAGCACAUCCUUAAAACAGAAAAGUUCAGUCAACAGGGCUCCGACGACAAACAUUAACCCAAGUUCUGAUACGACUUGCAAAUCUGGUAUCUCGCUCCAAGCCGUGAAAAAGGGUGCCACCGGAGUUCGCAGACCAUCCAACGAUUCGGUACCGCGUACAAAGGAUAGGAGUAAAAGUACAAGUUACCCCAGUUCUCUCGACUACGGCAAAGGGGCCGUUGUGGACCGACUGCAUACUGGCACCACGGCUUCCACUUUCAAAAUUGGUACAACUGGUCCUGCGCACGACACCACAACGCCAAGUGCCACAAGGGGUGACCUACCCGGUGCACCUGUGCCACAAGAAGGAAAAACGGUUCCCCAAUUUGCCAUUGCGUUAUCCUUGCCACUCGUUCCGCAAGGAAAUGUGUAUGAUGUUUUUCUUAACUGGUCGAUCACCAACCAACCAUCUAACGUGCUCCGUGAGGUGGUUAUUCGAAACAUUAUCCGUAGUGUUUUAAGACAACUUGCGACUCUUCACGCCAUGGGCAGAGCGCAUGGAAGUGUGAAGGCAACAAACAUCUUUCUCACUUCUCACGUCGUGGAAGCUGUCGCGGCGGCAAAUGAAGAUGGUGUUGCCCCGCUAACUCCAAAGGGAUGCACCCUCACCUCCUCAAUAACCGCCGAACUGGGAAACAGUGGCACGAGGCGUUAUAGUAGUGUUACCGUCAGACACACACAUUCCAGAAGCAGCAGUGGAAGGAGCUCAGCCGUAAUAUUUGACGAGGCUGCAACCUCUGCUAGGGCGUCUGCAGAAGUCAUUUCGAAUUCAGAGGAUAACGACGCUAUGCUAGAGCUUUCUAACCAUGUCAUUCUUUCCGACGGAUACUACGGAAGGGUUGAGCAAGCUCUGUUUAGCACUUUCGCAAAAUGUUGCAACAGCGUAGACCGUGAAGAAACGGUCAGUGGACCGCGCGGUUAUUGCGAGCAAUUGCGUGGAAGUUCCUGCUACUCAAGCGCAUACCCUCUACCACUGAAAGCAGUCGAGGGUUUCAGAAACUCGCCAACGAUGGAUGCGCUCCACUUAUUUACUGUUAAGGAACAAGAGUAUUUGCCCCCACCAGAGUGCAUUACAGAGGAGAAUACAAUCAACUCUACCGGUAACAGUGGAAGCAUCGAUUCCUCUUCACAUAACGACCCGAUCCCAACUUCAAAGCUUCGUCCCUCCCAUGGAGACGGGAGUAAUACAAGCAAAAAAGCUGCAUUCAACACCACUGGUCCAAGGAUUCGAGCAACACAUAACACACACAACCCCAGAUGCCCUCUCACACCCGCGCACGACAUUUGGAUGCUUGGCUUACUUGCCAUUCACCUUGCUGACGGUGCGUGUCCAUGGUGGAUGCGGCUUCAUCACAGACCUCUCCCACGGUUACGGAGGGGGAGGUGGUCGCUAAGUUUCGCCUCCUUUGUGCAGCGCUGCGUAUGCGCGGCAGAGACGGGGCGACCAAGUGCUAAAGAGCUGUUACUGGACAAAUGGUUCGACUGCGCAUUACUUGAUAAAAGCGGAGAGGAAGGAAGGCAAACACCGACGGCGGCAGCGUCACAAAAACCGCAGCAGACCGGCAGUGGUGCCGCCGACAUCUCUCUGAAACGUCCCUGUCAUCGUGCUUUUGUCGACAUUAUGCUGGAGUAUCAUGAAUUAGCGGAGGAGUGGUAUUCUCGCUGUCAGCACUCGAACACCGUUAACUCUUUGUCGGGAUGCGGUGACUCCAUCCCUUCUCUUAAUAAUAACAGGAAGGAAAUUUGUAGCUUGAGCAUGAUGGGGGAAAAACAAGCACAGGAAAGGGUGGGGAAACAAACUUCUGAACGGCAUGAAGUGGCGUCACCCACAAGAAUCAGCAGUAGGGGCAGCAGCCGCGGGAGUGGUGGCAGCAAUGGCAGAAGGAAACGUAAGAGUGGAGGCCGCGGUAGGGUUGGGCUGCCAAAAACCCAUCCAGUCCCGAUGGCGUCUGGAGAAGAGGAUGAAAGGAACACGGACGAUUAUUACGACACACAAACAACGGCAACUACGGGUGUGGAUGAGUCCCACACUACAAAAGACGGGAGUGACAGCAGUGAGACUGAAGGGGGUUCGUUUCACUCGCCUCAACCCUUUUUUAUUGGCGCAUUAAGUUUGGCAUUAGAGGCAUGCGGCUAUGUGGAGCCUUUAGAAGCAGAAACCCCCAAAAAAGGAACACUUGGUGGCAGAACUUGCCCGAGCUCUUGCCGUCAGAUUUCACCACCGUAUGAAACAGGGUCCACAGGAAAUGGCGAUUGUAUAUCCCACUCCAGACAGCACGAACUGCUCAGUGAGCUCAUGCAGGCCUUCUGGAACUUAAAUAGGGAGUGCCGGUUGGCUACGGAUGUGUGGUGUGUCACACUAAUGAAACACAUGCGACAAGACAACAGGAUGGUGGAGUGCGUAAUGCCGUUCGUUACAAAUGAGACAUUACCAUUCUUCACCGAUGCAGGGGGUACGGGCGCUAAACAACCAGGUAGUCGGGAUUGUUUUGUGGGAGCCGCCAAUCAAGAAGUUUGUGGAGGCGCAGCCGCAAAUGAGGCGAGUGCAAAUUCAUUCAACAUAAAGGGGUCACACGUUUCCUUUUCCUCACCGCAGCAGCAACCACAGCAAAAGCAACACCCAGAUGUGAGCCCUACAGCCUUUCACAACUAUAUGCUGGGGAAAUGGUGUAUCACCACUUCGUGGGUGCUGCAGCAGCAACAGCAGCAGCAACAACAACAACUGACAAAGCGACUAAGUGGGGGAGAUGAAAAGAAGUAA